Messenger RNA from Pararge aegeria (speckled wood butterfly), 984 nucleotides. RefSeq names its product acid sphingomyelinase-like phosphodiesterase 3b. The coding region runs from base 1 to 702 and encodes 233 amino acids. The transcript has 5 exons. Lineage: Eukaryota; Metazoa; Arthropoda; Insecta; Lepidoptera; Nymphalidae. The record is from RefSeq and is a predicted model, not a curated record.
AUGUCAGAGAAUGUUUACAUAGUAGGGCAUGCAGCGCCCGGUUCAGACUCGAGCUACUAUUCGUAUUCAGUGGAAGCGAAUAGCGAAUACCUUCGGAAGGUGCGUCGGCACGCGCGCAUCAUCGCGGGGCAGUUCUUUGGACAUCUGCACGUUGACACGUUCCGUGUUAUAUAUGACAAAGAACGACCAGUGUCAUGGGCAUUCAUGGCACCGUCUGUGAGUCCACACUACCCAGCGGGGUCGUCCAAUCCUGGACUUAGACUCUACAAAUUUGAUUCCGAUACUGGCAAGGUGCUGGACUACACUCAGUUCUACUUGGACCUAGCGGUGGCAAACAAAGCAGGAGCGGCGGCGGAGUGGGUAGCGGAAUACAACCUGACGCAGUACUACGCUCUGCGAGAGGUUUCGGCGGAAUCUCUGCAUCUCCUAGCGGACAAACUGAGAAUAGGAACGGGUCAUGAGAUGACUACAUUUAACAAGUAUUUACGCGCUUACAACGUAAAAUACGAUGGCGCAGACAACUGCGACGGAGCUUGCGCGCAUCAACACUUCUGCGCGAUCACGUGUCUAGAACACCUCACUUACCGGCAAUGCGUAGACGCGGCAGCGAGCGCUCUCGCCGCGUCAGGUCGGUCCGCUUCGCUUGCCGCUCCGCUCGUGAACAUACUACUCACCCUUAUCAUAUGUAUCAUCGUGCUUUAAUUGUUUUAUCGUUAGCAAACUUUGAAUAGUAAUGGUGUAAUAACGGUGUGAGUUGAUGAAUUGAAAUAACGAGUGUUAUUUACAAUAAAGUCGACGUGAACGUUUUAUUGCCGCUAUGAAACUAGAUGUGUAAUAAAGAGAAGGGUUUUCGACUGGUGUGUGUGAAUUGUUAUGGGUAUGCUCGGGCUAUUUGUGAUAUGACAAGACUACGUUAGCGGCUCAUGGUUAUUAUUAUGGCGUUUUAAUAAAUUUGAAUAUGGAUAUUAUUCGAUGUAUUUCUUU